AUGAUGAGCUGUUUGUCAGGUCUUUGCAACAACUUCUAUGCGAUGGCCGCCGAAGACGUGAACCCCGAAGAAGCGGCUGAUGUGGUGGAGGGCGAAGAGGACGCCAACGUCGAGGACAACGAUAUCUUGAAAACCGGCGAAGAAGGCGACGACGACGAGAACGAGUCGCUGUCGUUGAAGGCAUCGCCAGAUAUCGACACAUUCUUCCUCUUCACAAAACCAGCGCAAAGCACUUCAGAACUUCCGGCCGGAAAAGAAGUCCACUUUUUGGUUGGUUUUGCCAACAAAGGUACCAAAGAUUAUGUCGUGGAUUCAAUGGACGCCUCCUUCAGAUACGCUCAGGACUUCAGCUUUCAUUUACAAAAUUUCACAGCUAUUGCUUACAAUCGAGUGGUUAAACCGAAGCAAGAGAUGACUCUCGCGUAUCAGUUCUUCGUGAGCGAUGCCUACAGCGCUCGACCCUAUGGUUUCACUGUCAACCUCUUCUAUCGAGAUGUUGACGGCAACCAUUACUUGAACGCAGUGUUCAACGAAACGGUGUCUAUCGUUGAAUUGGAUGAGGGAUUAGAUGGCGAGACGUUCUUCUUAUACGUGUUUUUGGCCGCUGUUUUCGUAUUAGUUGCUGUCGUCGCUCAACAAUUCUUCGUCUCAUUCAGCAAAAAGCACAUCUCUUCGUCGUUGUCGUCGUUGACGUCGUCCUCUCGUUCGAAGACAGAAACGGGAACUUCUAAUCCAAAUGAUGUCGACUACGACUGGUUGCCAGAGGAAACACUUAACUCACUCAAUAAGUCACCGAAAGUACGACAAUCUCCGCGACAAAGACGCGUAAAGCGAGGGACGGAAACGGGAACUUCUAAUCCAAAUGAUGUCGACUACGACUGGUUGCCAGAGGAAACACUUAACUCACUCAAUAAGUCACCGAAAGUACGACAAUCUCCGCGACAAAGACGCGUAAAGCGAGGGACGGGUUCCGCAGACGACUAG
Molecule: messenger RNA, 984 nt
Organism: Medioppia subpectinata
Lineage: Eukaryota; Metazoa; Arthropoda; Arachnida; Sarcoptiformes; Oppiidae
Source: the annotation of a GenBank genome assembly